CAUAGCUUGAGCUCUCUGCCUCUCUCUCUCUCUCUCUCUCUCUCUCUCUCUCUCUCUCACCGUGUCUCCUCUCCGCCUCUCUCUCUCACCAUAUCUCGUCUCCGUCUCUCUCUCUCCGCGUCUCCUCCGCGUCUCGCCGUCUCUCUCGCCCCCAUGAAAGGAGCUUGAAGCUCGUCGUCUCUCUCUCUCUCUCGUCAUCUCUCUGCCAUCUCUCUCUCGCCGUCUCUCUCUCUCGCCAUCUCUCUCUCGCCGUCUCUCUCUCUCUCGCCGUCUCUCUCGUCGUGUCUCUCUCGCCGUCUCUCUCGUCGUGUCUCUCUCGCCGUCAUCUCUCUCACCGGUUUGAUCUUCUGUGGGUUUUGAUUUUACGCUGCAAUGACCUCUGUCCCUGGUACUGAUAGUCUUGCAUGGACUGAUGAGCAAACUCGGUUCUACCUCAAACUGAGAGUUGAGGAGAAGCUGAAAGGAAAUGAAAGAAAAGGAAAUCUCAAUGAUGUUGGGAGACAGUCCAUUAUCGACAAAUUCUGUGAAGCUUAUGGGGAAAGGCAUGCUUGGAGAAAAUUUGGGAUCAAGCACACUACUUGCAAAACUCAGUAUUCAGGGUUCAAGCGGUUGAUCAACAAGAGGACCGGACUUGGCUAUGAUGCAAAUGGGUAUGUAAACAUGUCCGAUGACUGGUGGGAUCAACUUUGUAAGGAAUUUCCAACAGCUAGAAAGCUUAAAGAGAAUCCACUAGCAAAUGUUGACUUGUUGGAGAAUGUGUUUGGAGCGGUUCACGUAAGUGGAGGUGAAGGAUGGACUGCUCAGCAAGGCGAAGACAGUUUGGAUAAGCAAGGCGACGACCAUGUGGAUCAGGAAGGCGAAAAUAAUGAUGCUGAAGACACUGAUGUGGAUCAAGUUCCUCCUACUCAGGAAACCAGUGCUCCAGCUGAAUCAAGAACUGCUGGCCCUUCAUCCAGUAGAGGCCCUUCAUCCAGUAGAACAAAAGCUAACAGGAAGAGAUCAAGGGCUGCACAAGUAGCACAGGCUGUAGCAGAUAGUCUUACUGACAAGAACAAGAUGAUAGGGAGCCAGCCUGAGUUCAGUUGCAACCAGCUUACAGCUAUGGAAGCUUUACACUCACUGUCUGCUAUCAGGCACUGGUCUCCUUUGUACAAGGCAGCCAUUGACCAUCUCAAGCAGGACCCUACCAAUCGUCAGACUUUCUUGUUCUACAAAGAUGAUGAGGACAAGGUUCUCUACUUAGAGUAUGCUACUGGUGAAAGUAGAGAUGCUUGAAGACUAUGUUAUGCUUGUGCUUCUGUUUGCUACUAUUAUGCUUUGUGUUUCUCUUUUGGUUUGAGUUUGAUAUGUUCAAAACUCUACUGUUCUUUUUGUGUGUUUGACUUAUCUUAUUAUAUGAGAAUCAACUUUUAACUUGUGUGUUUGACUUAUCUUA
Messenger RNA from Raphanus sativus (radish), 1435 nucleotides. RefSeq lists its product as uncharacterized. Lineage: Eukaryota; Viridiplantae; Streptophyta; Magnoliopsida; Brassicales; Brassicaceae. Bases 373 to 1275 code for a protein of 300 amino acids. The record is from RefSeq and is a predicted model, not a curated record. The transcript is spliced from 4 exons.